AACCAUAUUACUACUACUAUUUUUUUUAAGAGAAAUCGCUACCAUGCCAGGAAUGACUCCAGAAGGCAGACGAGUCCACAUCGCACGCAUCGCCACCAGCGACUUCGAAGACUUCGACUACAACUACUUCGCCAGAGUAAUUUUUAUGGUAGCCGACGUCUACUUGAAAUCAGAAAAACUAGGUUCUGCGGGAGAAGUCUACGUUUUAGAUGGGGAAAAUUACAGGCUUAAACACUUACUUAAAUUGUCGCCAAUUUUCGCGAAAAAAAUUUUCGUGUGUACCAUGGAUGCGCUCCCUAUCAAAAUCAAAGAAAUACAUAUUGUUAAUCCCCCGUUUGUUAUCGAUAGUUUAAUAGCGUUUAUAAAGCCGUUCAUGAAAGAAAAAAUUUUUAAUAGAUUACAUUUUCAUAAGGAUGUAACUACACUUCAUGAGUAUAUCUCCAGAGAUUUUUUGCCAGAAGAGUACGGAGGUACAGCGGGCAAACUUAAACUGCAUUGGGACAAGUAUCUAGCGGCUUUUGAAGAUUUUAAACCUUGGUUGAAGGAGCAGGAGAACAUUAAAGCAGAUGAGUCGAAAAGACCUGGAAAGACUACAUGUUACGAAGAUUGUUUCGGACUACACGGAAGUUUCAGAUCACUCGCAGUUGAUUAAUGUCUGAGACCAGUCCCAAUAAAUUAAUCAAGUAAUA
Messenger RNA from Zophobas morio, 689 nucleotides. RefSeq names its product alpha-tocopherol transfer protein-like. The coding region runs from base 44 to 652 and encodes 202 amino acids. NCBI's taxonomy places the organism in Eukaryota, Metazoa, Arthropoda, Insecta, Coleoptera, Tenebrionidae. Gene Ontology annotation, molecular function: phosphatidylinositol bisphosphate binding. The record is from RefSeq and is a predicted model, not a curated record. Gene Ontology annotation, cellular component: membrane. The transcript has a single exon.